AUGUGGUUUGCAGGUCCCAUUCCAGUUGUGGUGACCACAGAGAUGUUCAGGCAGUCCUCCAGGUCAGCUGCGUUCAUGGUGGCAGGAUCUGUACACUGGUUGUCCAACUUCACUGUAGGACUGGUGUUCCCUUUCAUGGAGAAAGGACUAGGACCAUACAGUUUCCUAAUCUUCUCUGUGAUCUGCCUGGUUACCCUGAUCUACACCUGGCUGGUGCUCCCAGAGACCAAAAACAACACCUUCCUGGAGAUUAGCCAAAUGUUUGCCAAGAGAAACAAGGUAGAGAUCAGGCUGGGCGAUGAAAACAGUCCUACCAAUGCGACAGGAUGUCUGAAGGAAGUAGAGAUUGGCUCUACCUUCUGAGAGAGAUGUGGUGAGUAUUGAAUUGGAAAGAGCAAGAAUAAUCUACUGUCACCGUAUUUGACUAA
Molecule: messenger RNA, 428 nt
Organism: Osmerus eperlanus (European smelt)
Lineage: Eukaryota; Metazoa; Chordata; Actinopteri; Osmeriformes; Osmeridae
Product: solute carrier family 2, facilitated glucose transporter member 5
Exons: 2
Coding region: 1-363 (120 amino acids)
Biological process (GO): monosaccharide transmembrane transport
Cellular component (GO): plasma membrane
Molecular function (GO): hexose transmembrane transporter activity
Source: RefSeq, a predicted model, not a curated record